UAUAGAUAGAUACACACACAUUACACAUACGUACAAACAUUACUCACACAAUUUAUACACUCACGCACGUUCAUUACACCCUUCUCUACAUAACCAACUUCCAUUUUCUCUCUCUUUUUCACAAAUAAUAUAUUCAUCCCUUAAUUCUCUUUAUUUUUUGUAAUUCUUACUUCAUCUCAGCCGCCCACAAUUUCAAAGAAAUACGGAUUAAUUAGUUAAGAUGAUCGGAGAGUUCAUCACCAGUUGUUUAAUAUUGGUUCUUGGAUACGCAUACCCUGCAUUUCAGUGCUUCAAAACUAUAGAGAAGAACAAAGUUGAAAUCCCAGAACUCAGGUUUUGGUGUCAAUAUUGGAUAAUCGUCGCGGUUAUAACAGUUCUCGAGAAAAUCGGCGAUGUUUUCAUUUCAUGGUUGCCUAUGUAUGGAGAGAUGAAAUUGGCCCUUUUUAUCUAUUUAUGGUAUCCAAGAACACAGGGAACAGGAUACGUGUACGAUACCUUAUUACGGCCGUAUGUUUCGAGACACGAGACAGAUAUUGAUAGAAGUUUGAUAGAAUUUAGAGACAGAGCAUGGAAUUUAGCAAUUUAUUAUUGGCAUAAUUGCACGGAGCUUGGUUCGACGAAAGUUCUCCAAUUUCUACAAUUUGUGACUUCUCAAUCUGCUAGGGUUACACAUCCACCUUCCGAGAAUCCGGUGAAUCAGCACACCGGUGGUGGUGGAGCUCCUACUCCGUCAGCACCGCCGGCACCUUCCGGACUAUUCAGGUGGAGCAGCAAGAGGCGGCAGUCGCCUCCGGCGGGACCGGCCACCACUCAUCAUCGCAACUACACACCCAAAUCGGAGUCUAUUAAAGUUGAGCUUCAGAACCAAACACAUUUUAUUCGACCGGAGGAUGUUCUAAUUCCUGAUUCGAAUAUUGGCAGUAAAUUGAGAGAGAAAUCGGAUGCGGACCACGAUGUGCACGCUGCUAGGGUUAGGCUUAGGCGAUUCAUAGACGGUGGUAAUAACUAAUUAGUUGGCUGAAAAUGGUGUGACGGUCUGUAAAUUACAUGAGAUUGUUGUGCUCACUAACUCAAGUUUCAAAUUUAUUCUUUUUUUUUUUUUUUU
This is a messenger RNA of Erythranthe guttata (spotted monkey flower), 1105 nucleotides long. RefSeq names its product putative HVA22-like protein g. The record is from RefSeq and is a predicted model, not a curated record. Lineage: Eukaryota; Viridiplantae; Streptophyta; Magnoliopsida; Lamiales; Phrymaceae.